UGCCAAAAGAAACAGUCAAAGGGGCUUUUUAAAAAUGACACGUAUAUCCCAGACAGCUUCCUUAUAAAAUCAAUAGUAUAACAGGUGAUGAUGCAUUAGGUUUACAUGGAAAGGUUUUGGUAGCAAGGGGGCUGCAGAAUUGCCUUAUGUGAGAAGGUGCCAGAAUCUGCCCCUGUGGUGGUAGUAGUCAGCUCCAGCCAAGUCCAAGACGGCCGUGCCACUGGCUGAAGCUGAGCCCAUUGGUGAUAUUGAUAGUGCCUCUAUGAUUCAGAAACACUGAGCAACAGCAGUUGUGACAGAGUGAUAAUAUGUGAGGGAAAUGCCCUGCAGAGUCCACAGUCAGUGAAAACGGAGGGGAAGGAGGAGCUCCAGGGAGUGGAGCAGAGACUCCCAUGCAGCCUGUGAUGAUCCAUGUUGUCCCUGCGUUGGUGUAGUGGAGCAAGACGUGAGGUAGGGAAAGAAGUGCCAGGAGGGAAGGGGAUGAGCUGAUCUUCUUUGUCAUGUCAGAAAGCAAAGUCAGUUAAUGAAAUAAAAGGCACUCACUCACCCAGGGAGGGAACUGCUUAAUAAGAGAGGCGCUUGCCAAAGGGAAGAGGGAAUCCGUAACGAAGUGCUUUUGCUAGCCUGUCUUUCUUCCAGGGCUACCACAAGGCAAAGUGAGCACAAAAGAGGAAGUGGUUUGUGCAUAAUGGCUACUGCUGCACACAGGCUUAGGGUGUUCCUCCUAGGAACAUCUAGAGUGUGACGUUCUGGACGUGUCAUUCCCUACUUGGUCAAGGAUGGCAAUCAGGCAAUUCUUAGAAAAGCAGCUUGCCAAAGCCAUAACUUGCUCCUCCCAGUUCCUGCAGUUUUGCUGUUGAUAAGCAGUGUCUGGCUCUGCAGGCAAAGUGAAGCCACAGUCUCAAGGCUGGCACAGGUCUAAUACCAAAACACUUGAUUUUGGUGCCUCACUUCUUCAAUGCUCUGGAAAGCCAGCCUUCCUCUGCUCUGGGCCCAGGAUGUGGAUGAGCAAGUGAAGACACUAGAAAUUGCGAUGCAUCCAGUCCUAAAGGCCUUUGUGUGCGGCUCCAUCAGUGGCACUUGUUCCACCCUCCUCUUCCAACCCCUUGACCUGCUGAAAACCCGCCUGCAGACUCUGCAGCCGGCUGUGAAUGGGUCUGGUCGUGCUGGGAUGGUAACGCUGCUCUUUAGGGUUGUUCGUACUGAGAGUAUUCUGGGGCUCUGGAAAGGUGUCUCUGCAUCCUUUGCAAGAUGUAUUCCUGGGGUUGGGAUUUACUUCAGCACUUUGUACAUGAUGAAGCAAAAGUUUCUUGUGGACCGUUCGCCCACAGCCCUGGAGUCUGUCUUUCUGGGUGCCACUGCUCGUGCAGUUUCUGGGAUUUGCAUGUUGCCAGUGACUGUAGUGAAGACCCGAUAUGAGAGUGGAAGAUUUGGCUAUGGGAGUGUGUAUGGAGCCCUGAAGGAUAUCUAUCAGACCGAAGGGGCUCGUGGCAUGUUCAGUGGGCUCACGGCAACGCUGCUGCGGGAUGCACCCUUCUCUGGCAUCUACCUGAUGUUCUACACACAGACCAAAAACCUGACACCUCAAGACCAGCUGGAUCCAGUGCUCGUGCCCUUGCUGAAUUUUGGCUGUGGGAUCUUUGCAGGAAUCUUGGCCUCUCUGGCAACACAGCCUGCUGAUGUCAUCAAAACACACAUGCAGCUGUCCCCCCAAAAGUACCACAGGACUAGCCAGGCCAUUGCCUUUAUCUACAAGGAUUUUGGGCUGAUUGGCUUUUUCCGAGGUGGUGUGCCCCGAGCCCUCAGGCGCACUCUGAUGGCAGCAAUGGCAUGGACGGUGUAUGAACAGAUGAUGGAAAAAAUGGGCUUGAAGUCCUGACUGAGCUGCAUGAGAAAGGACCAGCUUCACUCCUCCUGUUUGCUGUGAUCAACUGGCACUGAGAAGUUCCCAGUUCCACAGAGGAAUAAGCCUUCCUCAGCCAGGAGGAAGAAAAGCCUUCUGACACAGGGGAUUAGGCCUUUUGGCAAGUAGAGGAAAGGAAGGAUUGGAUCUUUGCGUUGUUUGAUCAAUGCAUUCCAGAAGGACUGCACUUGCAGACUGCCAUGGGAAAUGGCAGGGUUUUCACAACCUGGUAACAAUGCUGAGGAGCCUCUUUUAAAAAUAACUCUGUGCUCGCCACCUUAAUGUAAUGAGACAGUAUUAGAGCAAAAGCAUUUGAGGAGAAAACAGUGAUGGCAGAACCUGCCAGUCUGUUUCUUCCUGGCAUGAUCAGAAAGACCACAGUGACCAACAUCUGAUAUAGAUCCUCCUUCCUCACAUGCUUUAUUCUCACAGGGGAACACUAGGCCCUGAUGGGAAACUGGAUCUGUCUUGUGAUGCUUAUGUUGCAGUAGUGGGUGGAAGAGAAAUGAAGUGCAGAGGAAAAGCUACAAAUAUGGUCUUUGCCAUCACUUUUCUACUGUGGGUGAUCCCAGAGAAAGUAACUGGAACCGCCUUGCUGUGUUAUGUGUUAUUAUGUGACUGAGCACCUUAACACUCUUGAAAUAUCCUUCUGCCUCUACAGCAGAGUUUGCACAGGAAUUAAGAAGCAUAAGGCACUUUAGAAUUGAUUGCUACCAAAGUUCUACUUGUUCUCUGAAAAAAAAAAUGCUGCUGGUCUAACUAUAGCAGGAAUAUUCAAGUGGGUUUUGUUGGGGUGUUUUAUGCAGUUGUCAUAGAGACUUACUUGCUUCCUAUUCCUUAUUUGUUAAUCCCUGAUCAACACCCUCAGUAUGAAGUGGUCAUUAGAUGUAGCUUUUAGGGCCAUGGCUCAUAAUGCAUAAAUGUGUAAUGGAAACAGGCACUUCAGGUUUCCCUUAAAACCUUGCUGAAUGCAUGUGGAGUAUGUUUUGGUUUGGAAAGAAAAGAUUGCUAUUUCUGUAAGCUUUCUCCAAAGUUUGAGCCCUAUGGGUUCUUGGCAGUGACCUUUAGUUCCCUUACGGCUCCACACAGACCCUUGACAUUUUCCUGGCUGAUCCUUUUCUCUUAUCCGUGUUUAAGUAUGCCUGAGUUUCAUCCUCUGUGCCUUCUUACUCUUUCCUACUGUGUUACUCAGACCUCACAGUGCGCACCAGGUACAGCCCUCUUCACUUGUGCCUCUAUCGUAGAUUGGGUCCCUCGCAGCUCUGUUAGCAUAGCUAUGAAGCUGGCUUGGAAGUGUGCAUCCUGUUCUGUAGUGUGUCUUGCAGAAAACUUAGCUUUGGCUUUUAUUUUCUUAAGCAUCUAGGGAUAUUGCAAUUCACUUUAGAACCAGAGCACCUGUCUCUAAAUAUGAAGAUAUGACACUGUUGUUCAUAAAUAUUAGAGGGUAUUUGGACAAUCACUGCCUGCCCAGGCAACUUCCCAAGUGCAAGAGCAGAGGGGAUUUGGGUUGAUAAAGGUGUUCUUUACCAGAUUUCGACUCCAAGAAGGCUUGAUGACUGAUGUAAAAGUUGAAUGAAAUGUAAGAGGACAGGCUGGAGGCUUGGAAAUGUGCUGCCUGUUUUCAGAUUCAGCCCAUCUGUUAGGAGAGACUGGUGCUCUGCAGUGCAGAGUCUCCAAGAAUGGUGGUGGAGGGUUCUUUGUGCACAUGUCUACAUGUUAGCAAUAGAGCACAUGUGUCAUAUUGGCAUGCAGAACAUCAUUUGCUAAAUCCUAAAUGUGAACACUUGUUCCUUUCUUUUGCUCUUCCUUCUACCCUUAGUGACCAAAACUUGUGAGAGUGCAUGAAACCACGGUAACUGCACAUCCUGCUUGUUUGCUAUCCUGAGCACUACUGACACAGAAAGCUGGAGAACCAAGUCUAGGAUUGCUGACCUAGUGGAAUAAGGUGGCAAUUAGAUGAGUUAACCUCAUUUGUCCUUUAUUCCCCUAUGUAUGGGAUCAAACCAGCAUUGUGCUGGGAGCCUGAAUUUAUUCGGGGCUUUUUAAAUCUGGCACGUGAGUUAGAUCUGUUGAUCAUCCUGGGCUGUGGUAGCCAAAGGCAGUGUGUGGGGUCAUCUGCAAGGUGCUUCACACAUUUUUUUCCUGAUUUAGCAAUGGCAAAGCAAUGCACAAUCUGUGCAGACAGAAACUUAAGCUCAUUUUUUAGAUGGAGGCAAGCAAAGAAUGCAAGGUAAUCUGGAAUUAAAUAAAGUCCUCAUCAGAAACCUGAAUUUUAGAAACACUUUGGUGGCUUUUAUAUCUCUGUACUACUGCCUGGUCAAGUAACAAAGGAAGAAGUAAAGAAUUUAUUCCCAUGUGCUAAUAUUUUAAGGUCUGCUGUGGGGUUUGUUUGGGUUUUUUUAAAAUAAAUUUGAAAUCAGGCCUAAAGCAGUGUUAGCUUCUUCUUUGGGAAAGUUUUUCUAUUCUGCUUUGGUGCUUUGUUAUUGGAGUAGAGUGAAAAACUUCAUGGUUUUUGGCUUGUCAAUUCACCUGGGUUCCUCUGAGUUCAAGAAACAGAGAAUCUAAACUGCACCAUGUUUCAUCUACCAUUGGUGCUACAAAUCCUAAGGCUUAUCUUCCUGUGAGUUGGAGAGAAUGAAUUCUGUGGUGCAAGUUUGUUGUUUCUCUUUGCCAUUUCUUUUGUUGAGUGUCAUAUAUGGGGGAAAGGAAAGCCUGAAGUUCCGCUUCACUCUGUUCUGAAAGCUUUAUUACAUGGUCAGGCAUAAGACUAUUUCUCAGCUCUGAUCCUUACUGUCCUUCACCCUUUUCCCCUCUUCAAAAACAUUCUGUUUCUGAAGUGAUUUAUUGAAGUUACUCCUUGAUAGCUAUAGCAAGUCAACACAAUCAGGUGUGUGCAUUUGAAGUUUGGAUGUAUUCCCCUUGAGGUUUAAUGCUUCUACUUAAAAACAAAUUGUCAUUGUACAGCCUAAAAGUAAAGUAAAUCAAAUAAAAGAUCUGGACAGAGGUGCUUAAUCACCUACCUUCAUCGUGCCAACAUUUCAACACUAACAAUCUUGUCAGAUAAUCAUUUCCAAAGCCAUCUUAGCUUGGAUUCCAGAGACACUGGUAUGCUCCCUCUGUGCACUUCAGGAUUGCAGUUGGAUCGUGCACUGUCUCUGCUUGCCCCUGUCUGUAGCUGUGGCUAAGAACACAGUUGCCUGGCAUGUUGAGGCCGGCAGUGUUUAAGUGAGUUGUAAGGUCACAGGAGAAAUAGCCUGAUUAUUCAUGCUUUAGAAACUUUGUUUCCACUCUUCCCGUGUGAUCAUUAGUUUGGGGGUUUUUUUUCAGUGUCUUAAACAGAACUGGAGCUUGGGAACAUUGCAUAGCUUUGAGUGUGGUGAGUGUUUCUUUGUCUAUAUAAAAUAUUUAUUUGAAAAGGUGUAUUAUAUGUUUCUAUUAAAAACUGGUUGCUAAAAUGAGGAUGUAA
Messenger RNA from Catharus ustulatus (Swainson's thrush), 5369 nucleotides. RefSeq names its product solute carrier family 25 member 38 (gene SLC25A38). The transcript is spliced from 7 exons. Gene Ontology annotation, biological process: glycine import into mitochondrion. The record is from RefSeq and is a predicted model, not a curated record. Bases 959 to 1879 code for a protein of 306 amino acids. Gene Ontology annotation, molecular function: glycine transmembrane transporter activity. Gene Ontology annotation, cellular component: mitochondrial inner membrane; mitochondrion. NCBI's taxonomy places the organism in Eukaryota, Metazoa, Chordata, Aves, Passeriformes, Turdidae.